AUCUCGACGAUUCUAUCAGCAGUCAUGGAUGCUUCGACAGUUUCAGAUGCUUCAAAGAUGGAUGAGGUUCAUGCAAAUCCGUUCUACCUUCGUCUGAACAAAAACCCAUCACUCAUGCUUACUUCAUUGGUGCCGACAAAGAGGGAUUAUAAUAUAACUGGUACUCAGGUUACGGUUAAUUCUCAAUGCAGUGUGUCUGAGGAAUUGCCUGUUUCUUUCACCAGAGAUCAAUAUCAUAAAAUUUUGGCUCUAUUUCAGCCUCCAACAUCUGUAAACAAUUCAGAUACCUUACCUCAAAUUAAUACACUCCCUUCUAACCUUCAAGUCACAAAAUUACGAGGCUGUAAACCAACUUCUACACCCAUGGUUCCUUCUACCAAGUUGACGAAACAGGAUGGUCCUCAUCUUCAGGAUGCUUUCUUAUACAGGCAGCUCAUUGGUAAGCUACUUUAUCUUACCAAUACUCGACCUGACAUUUGUUAUUCUGUUCAACAGCUUUCUCAAUUUCUAGAUGCUCCUACUCAAACACAUUUGCAAGCUGCACAUCAGAUUUUGAGGUAUCUUCUUAAAGGUAUUCUGGGUCAAGGCAUUUUUUAUGCGGCUAAGAACUCUUUGCACCUUAAAACUUUCAGUGACUCUGACUAAGCAACUUGUAGUGAUUCUCGCAAAUCCCUUACUGAACUCUGUGUAUUUCUUGAUGAUUUACUCAUUUCUUGGAAGACCAAGAAGCAACAAA
Molecule: messenger RNA, 736 nt
Organism: Carica papaya (papaya)
Lineage: Eukaryota; Viridiplantae; Streptophyta; Magnoliopsida; Brassicales; Caricaceae
Source: RefSeq, a predicted model, not a curated record